AGAAGCCAAUGGCGGCUUCUGCGGAGCUCUGGCAAGCUGCGGCUCCGCGGAGAAGGCGCACCGGCGCGCGGCGGCCGCGGCGGAGGGAGCUGGUGGCCGGGAGCCCGGAGACAGCGCUCGAGGCGGACAGCGGAGUAGUGCUUCGUCGCAUCCGGGAGGCCGGGGAGGACCUACUUGUCUCUGAUUUCUGGAGUUCAGCACUAGAAACCAUCAGCAGAUGUCUUAGGAAACAUCUGCAACAGCUGAAGGCCCCUGUGGGCAGUCUUUUGGAUGCUCUUGGAAACCUGCGUCUUGACCCAUUGCCAGAUGAGUCGGAUGUGGCCCCUGGCUCCGUCCCUGGAGAGACCCUGGUCACAGGGACCUGCCAUUUGAAGUGUGUGUGUUACGGCAUUGGGAACUUUGCCACCUGCAUCAUAGCUAGAAACCAGCUAACGUUUUUGCUGCUCUUUCUGGAAAAGUGCCAGAUUCCCAGAAGUCACUGCUGGGUGUACGACCCUCUCUUUAGCCAACUGGAAAUCGCAGUUCUUAAUGCCCUUGGUGUGACUGUUCUCAGUGAGAACGAGGAAGGAAAACGGAACAUUUGUGGCAAGCCCACCAUCUUUUACAUGCUCCAUUGUGGGACGGCUUUGUACAACAACCUUUUAUGGAGUAACUGGUCAGUAGAUGCCCUUUCCAAGAUGAUCAUCAUUGGAAACAGUUUCAAACGCCUUGAGGAAAGGUUGUUGACAAGGAUUCUGCAGAAAAAUUAUCCCUACAUUGCUAAGAUUUUAAAAGGACUGGAGGAGCUUGAGUUUCCUCAGACUUCACAGUACAUGGACAUAUUUAAUGACACCUCCAUCCACUGGUUCCCUGUACAAAAGCUAAAACAACUCUCCCCGGAUAUGUGGAUGUGUUGGGAAGAACCAGAUUAUCAGGACUGUGAGGACCUUGAAAUCAUCAGGAACAAGACAAAGGAUCCUUCAGGCUCUAAGUCUCUUCACCAUGGCACACCAGCCGCAGCACAGGGAGAUGGAGGAGUGCAAUAUGCAUUUGAAGACUGCCAGUGUGAAUGAAUGAACGAAUGGAUGGCUAUCUUAACCAGCACAGAACACCACUUGCCCACGUCUCCCAAUAAUGGUUACCUCUUCGGCUUCCUCUUCUGAGUCAACCACAGGGAAGUCUUGCAGGGACUGACUGGUUCGCUCUGAGCCAUAAGCACCCACAGCUCCUUUUCCCUUCCUUUGUUUCGCUUCAAUUGGGUUAAUUAUACCUGGCAAGUUUCACCAAAAGAAAAAGAGAUAGACUUUACAUUAGAGCAAUUCAUUCAUCUGUGAAAUCACACUUCCUUUCUCCUUGCACAAAAUAACACAUUAUCCAUGAAAAAGGCCUCUUCUCUGCCCAUGGACACUGUUCAUGCCCUCCUAUGUGAUGUGAAACUUCUGAAUAUUUAUGCUAUCCCGACACACAUAAUGUUGUCAUGAGGUUACUUACUUCCUAAAUGCAGAUUUCCAUUUCCAUAUAGACUCAUUUUUUCAUAGACAGGAAGAAAAUGGAGUAAUCCAUUUAUAACUGGGAACUCGGACAUACUAAAUUCUCCAUUUUACCCAUACGGAAAGUGUAGUAUUUAUGGUACAUUGAUUCAGACCAAAGUGUUCUGAAUAAGGUGCUGUAAUUUAGAAUGAGAUUCCUACUUAGUAGUUCAUAUUUCUUGUUUAACUUAUUUUAUAACAAUGAUUAGGCCUUUGAAAUAUAUGGUAUAAAAGAGUUUACUAAUAAGACACAAAAAUUCAAUGAAGAUCCCCCCCAACCGAAAAUUUCCACCCCUCCUUUCCAUUUAGAGUGGUUGAAAUCUCAAAUGAGGACUGUCUCUUCAUUCCCAUUCCAAGUCAUCAUUCUAUCUUCCCUCAAGUUCAUGUAUUUUUGCAUACAGUUCAAGUUUCCACCUAUAACCUGGAACUAACUUUAAGCUGCUUAGGGACUGGGAUUUGAAUUAUAGAGAAUACUACUUAUUAAACCGAGCUGGAGAUCACUCACAGGAAAAAAAAGUUCUUGCAAGUAGAAUCCAACUGUUUGGCUUGAGUAGCUUUGGUAUGUAGCCUGUGUUAGACCCUAUCCCCUUUCCUCUUGCUGAAACAAGUAUUUUACUGAACUUGAUUUUGAUAAAGAUGAGCAGUGCAACUAUACUGGGCUGACAGAGCAGGCUGCCAAGUUAAAAGUACGCUUAAAAGGGAAAGAGCAGAGAAAGAGCAUGCUAUUCCUCAAACGACUCCUCUCCUUUGGUCUUACUUGCCUCCCUUGUAACAAAACCCCAAGGGUGACGGUGUGAUACCUUGUGCAUUCUUCCCGAGGCCCCUGCCAGGGACAUAGCCCAUCUUCUGAAGAAGCUUCUGUCCAAUUCCUUUCGUGUGUCUUUCCCAGCUGCCAAAGUCCAUGAAAGACUUGGUUCCUCCCGCAAAACCUUUCUGGCUGGGUUUAAAAUUGCCACCCUAAAAAGAAGAUAAACCAAAGCUUAAUUGGGAAAAAACAAGAAGAAAAUCUAAGAAUGCUUAGCUGAUGGGAAAAUUACCUGGCAGGCCCAGAGCAUUGUGUCAUCUGAGCCUAAUGUAUGUCAGGGAAGGAAAGAGACUACACUGCACACCUCAAAGAAACCCACACUGCCCAGUUCCAGCUGGGCUGCACCCUUGCUGGGAGAUGCCUGGACCGACAGCCUCUGAAGGAUAUUAAUGUCACAAUCCUGCAACAAAGACUGUACCGUUUUUAACUUCUUUGGUCCUAUAUCCUUAGGAAAGUCAUCUUGCUUAACAGGUUUCUCCUCAUCAUCAGAAUCUUCCAACUCUGCCUCCUCUGCUGCCCCUUUCUUGAGCCCCGCACUGAUGAAGUUGACUGGCGCAGAAUAGUCUCGGGCCCUGCAGGCACAGAACAAAGCCCCACGGGCACAUAUGGAAUCUAGAGUACAUUCAUUAUAACUUUAACCAUCUAUCCAUCCAUCCAUC
Messenger RNA from Choloepus didactylus (southern two-toed sloth), 2972 nucleotides. RefSeq names its product SRR1 domain containing (gene SRRD). Lineage: Eukaryota; Metazoa; Chordata; Mammalia; Pilosa; Megalonychidae. Gene Ontology annotation, cellular component: cytoplasm; nucleus. Gene Ontology annotation, biological process: microtubule-based process. The transcript is spliced from 8 exons. The record is from RefSeq and is a predicted model, not a curated record. The coding region runs from base 9 to 1052 and encodes 347 amino acids.